Meira miltonrushii is the source of this 2072-nucleotide messenger RNA. RefSeq lists its product as uncharacterized. Gene Ontology annotation, molecular function: zinc ion binding. Lineage: Eukaryota; Fungi; Basidiomycota; Exobasidiomycetes; Exobasidiales; Brachybasidiaceae. The record is from RefSeq and is a predicted model, not a curated record. The coding region runs from base 99 to 2000 and encodes 633 amino acids. The transcript has a single exon.
AUUAGCAUUUCGACUUUUUUGCUUUCCUUCCACAACAAUGUGCGAACUUGAUUGGUGAUCGCGAACAAUUUCUCAUUUGAUGAUUUGAAAGGUAGAAGAUGUCUGCAUCAACAUCUAGAACACCUUCACAUUCUUCAAGCCAGCCAAUACGAAGAAGAUCAUCUGUUCGUUCUACAACUUCAUCUUCUUCUCGUUUUUCGGAAAUACAUCAACGUGAAUACGUAUAUGCUUUGGACGAUCAGAGUAUCUCGGAAUGGCUCAAAUGUCCUAUCUGCUUAAAUCCUUUCAUUGAGCCAAGUCUCAUACCCUCUUGCGAACAUGUCUUUUGCAAAGGUUGCAUCGAACAACAUGUUGAAACGAUCAGUCAAAGUAGAACAAACGAUAGUACAGAGGAUGAGAAUGUGGAACAAUCACAAUAUCAGAAACAAGCAAAAGGUCAUUGUCCAAGCUGUAGGACGCGAUUUGUAUCCUCCCAGCUCAGACCAGCAGCUGCGUUGAUUAGAAAUAUGGUGGAUUCCUUACUGGUUAAAUGUCCUAAUGAAUCAAGAGGUUGUGCACAUCUUGCCGAAAGGGGCUUGAUCGAAGGACACGUUCGGAAGGAUUGCGCAUUCGCUUAUAUUGAUGAAGCAGAGGUGGUAAACUCAGGUCAAGCGAUCAGCUCGAAUGGCCGAUGUGGAUGCGGAAAGAAGGUCAUGCGAAAAGAUUGGCAGGCCCACAUCACUUCAGGGGACUGCUCGAUAGAACGGAUAUCUUGUCCAUUUGCAAAUGUGGAAGAUGGAUGUGGCGUGAUGGUGAGAGAGUCUGACUUAGAACAUCACCUGAGCAGCUGUCCUGCGAAGAUUGAACAGUGCCAACAUUGCACACUCGAAUUACGACAAGAUGAAAUUGAUGAGCAUGAAGGACGAUGUGAAGAGGUUGUGGUUGGAUGUCCUCUUGCGCCUUAUUGUCAUUGGAGAGGACGACGUGGUGAUUUGGGUACGGAAGCAGAUGAAGAUCACCAAGCUACUAUGCACUUAGCAAACUGUAAAUUGGCACCUCUACGAUCAUUCUUGGACUCAAAUACAGCAACGUUGAAUGAUUUAGAGCAAGACAACAGAAGAUUGACCCAGCGAAUGACCACGAUGGAAGAGAAUCAAAAAGAUUUGGUUAAGCUACUCUCUCACUGUAUCGCUGCUAUCGGGCAAGAAUACACUCCGUAUCAAGAGACAGGAUCUCCCCAGACACCUCUACGCAAUGCUGAAACGAUCUCAUCCCCGCCGCAACAGAGCAGCGGUGCUGCUGUUCCUCCUCCGCUGGCACGGAGAGGUCGUGCUAGAUCUGCAACUGGACUCACUAGAUUAAAUCUUGAUGAAACAGAAGAUGGCGAAUCAGUUGGAGGACAGCUGGUGCUUGCGCCGUAUGCCAGUGCACCAAUAGCAGACAGCGCAGAAGAGGAACCCUGGCAUUGGCCUGAAGAUCUGCGAACUAAUAAUCAAUCAGACGAAGGGACUGUAUUUGACCAAGUAUCAACGCAUUUGAACAGGUUGAGUCUAUCAAACGGCAGCAAUACUUCUCCCUCAAGCAUUGCUGGCUCUUUACGAUCGAUCAAUGUAAACCUUUCAACAUUAUCCGAACGUAUAACAAAAGUCGAAAGAAGGUUAGAUGAUGCUCAUGUCGUUUCAAUGAAUGCUGGCUUCGAAGCGGGUAGAGCACACGAUGAGCUUAAUAGCGUUCGACAUGGAAUGCAUUCUAUUCGAUUACAAAUGCAUUCUCUUUUGAUGCAGCAACAAAUGGAACGUUCUCUUCCGCAUCCUGCCGGACCUCAAGGACCUCCGACUGGACCACAUGGCUUGUAUGCCGCUGCUGCUGUGGCCGCUCAACAACAACAGCAGCAUCCCGAUGCAUCACCUCACCCUGUACAAGCGGGAAAUACACACACUUUUCAUAAUGGUCAACCUCCUCCAGCAGGUAUGAUGGGUUUACGUAGAUUUUGGACCGGUUUUGAGCAAACUAGGCUGUAAAUUAAUUGUCACAAUAUCAACCUAUGUAUGUAUGUAUAGUAUAAUAAUUAUUGCGAUAGAUAACAUUCUGUU